Molecule: messenger RNA, 3585 nt
Organism: Menidia menidia (Atlantic silverside)
Lineage: Eukaryota; Metazoa; Chordata; Actinopteri; Atheriniformes; Atherinopsidae
Source: the annotation of a GenBank genome assembly
AUGGGCCCUAUGAACGAGCCGCAAAUGCUCGGGCUCAACAUGAACAUGAACGGAGAGCCGUACGGUGGAUUUCACCCGCGGGGACACCCAGACAUGCACGCGGGCAGCGGACUGCCUCAGCAGCAGCAAGGACCCAUGCAUGGAUUUUUUAACAACCAGCAACCUCAUCAAGGACACCCGCACGGCCAUCCACCUCAUCCCCACCAACAUCACCCGCACUUCAGCGGGAACUUUGGAGGCCCUGAGCCAGGGUCAUCAUGCCUGCAUGGUGGCAGGCUAAUGGGCUACAACAACAAUGGCAUGGGACCGCAGCAGGGCUUUGGAGAAGGAUUUGAUCCUCUUGCUGAGGGACAGGCAGGGGAGGGCUUUGCACCGCCCCAGCAGCAGCAGCGGCCCAGCAACAUCCCUGACUUUCAGCAUCACGGGCCUCCCAGCGGCAACCAUGCCGUCCCUGCCCCCUGCCUCCCCCUGGACCAGUCCCCCAACAGAGCAGCGUCUUUCCACGGCCUUCCCUCCUCGUCAUCCAACUCGUCAGAGGCUCACCCUUUGGAGCCCCGACGGAUGCCCAACCAGGGAGCCGUGGAGGGAUUAGAGUACAACUUCCCUAAUGAGCCUCCGUCUGGACAUUUUGAUGUACCCGUCUUUUCCCCGUCAGAAUCAGAAUCUCAGUUGCCGCAUUUUGGGCCAGGAAGGCCUGUUCCCGGUGGCAGUUUCCCAGGGAACCCCGGCAUGCCACGGACCCCCGGUAUACCGGCCAUGUCUAAAGGACACCAACCGCCACCCCAACCCCAGCAGCCUCAGCACGGAGUGUUUUUUGAACGUUUUGGAAAUGUCCGGAAGAUGCCUGUGGGAAUGGAACCGGGAGUCAAUGCAAGGCAUCCCCUCAUGCAACAGCAGCAGGCUAGUUUAAUAGCUCGGCAAAACUCGUGCCCCCCCGGCCUCCCCCGACCCCCUCAAGCUGAGCCCGGCUCCACUAAUACCAACAUUCUAGACGGAGGGGUCAUGAUGCCUGGCCAACACAACCAGUUUGAAUAUCCAAUUCACAGACUGGAAAACAGAGGUUUGCACCCCUAUGGGGACCCCAUGUUUAAUAUGCAACAGCCAGCUCCGCCCCCUGCCCAACAGCCCCCAAACCAGAGGCUGCAACACUUUGACUCUCCAUAUAUGAACAUGGCAAAAAGGCCCCGAUUUGAUUUUCCAAAUUCGCAUAGCGGUGAGGGCUGGUGUGGCAGUAUUGAUAAUCACCUUUCUCCCUCUGCCUACCCGGGACUCCCCGGAGAGUUCACCCCACCUGUGAAUGAAGGUUUCCCACCUGGGCCCCUGCAGCACCCGGGGCCUGAGCCCCAGUCCCUGCAGCAGCGCCAGAACGCAGCCAUGAUGAUCAAACAGAUGGCCUCCCGCAACCAGCAGCAAAGGAUGAGGCAGCCCAGUCUGCAGCAGCUGGGUCACCAUGGCGAUGUGCCUCCUGGACCAAUGGCCCACGGAGGCCCGGUUGGGAGCAUGCCGCAGCCUAAUUUUGACCGGGAGAGCGGUGGCAGGAUGCCCAACAUUGAUGGACAAAACCCUCAUGUACCUCAGGAGAACUCCUGGUUUCAGGGGUCCCACCCACCAGGAGAGAUGAUGUCACGGCGUAUGGGUGGAGCGGGGAGCGAGUCAGGGCCUCAUGACAUAGGGCUGCAGCAGAAUGGGGCCGGGAUGAUGUUCAGGCCAGGUAUUGGUAUGCAGGAGCCCAUGAGAAUAGCCGGAGAUGGACAUGUGCAGACCCUCCAUUCCCCUGGCAUGCACUCCCAGUUUAGCGGCAACAUGGGCAACGUGUCUCAAAUGCAGUCUCCGGGAGCUGGAGCGGGACAUCCAAAUGCACCAGCGGAGAGGCGGCCAGCUGAUUUCCCUGCUCCUCCAAUGGGAGCGCAGCCACCGUUCCCUUAUGGGGGGGCCAAUCGCCAGGGGCCGGCCCACAGUGCUCCUCAGGGUGUGAACACCUCACCAGGGAGCUACCCUCCUCAGUCUGAGUUCCCCUCAGGCCAGCGGUCAUCUGUCAGUAAGCUUGGAGCUCUGUCCCUGGGGAACUUUACCAAAACCAGUGCUAAAGACAGUGUUUUUGGACAGAGCUGCUUAGCAGCCUUAUCCACGGCCUGCCAGAACAUGAUCGCAAGCCUAGGGGCCCCGAAUCUUAAUGUCACAUUCAACAAGAAGAACCAAAAUGAGGGCAAGCGAAAACUAAGUCAGACAGAGCAGGACAUUAAUAGCAGCACAUCUAAUGGGACUGGCAGUGCUGGUGCUGAAUAUUUUCAGAGCAGCACUUCCCAGAACAGCCAGAUGCCUGGCACCGGAAAUAGCAACGCUAAGCCUGCAAGUCAAAGCCAGACGGUGCAGGGGGAAGCCAGUGCCCUCUCCCCAAACUACAACAUGGACGCUACCCCGUGCAGUGAGGGGAAGGCAACAACAGGGAGUGGGAGAGGGAGAGGGAGGAGAAAAAGAGACAGUGGACAUGUGAGCCCUGGAAUUUUUUUUUCCUCUGAUAAUGGUAACCCUGUUGUAAGUCCAGGCCAGCACACCCCCUCGGCUGGCGUUGGGGAGAGGGGAGGGGGCACGCCUCACGAGAAACACCUCCAGUCACCCUCUUGGGGAAAAGGAGGUGACCUAAUGUUGGGGGACCAGGCUGACCUUAUGUCUUCUUUAGACAGCGGCAUUCAAAGUGUCGCUGCCAAAUCUGACAGCAGCUCACCAAGAAUGGACUUUCCUGACGAUGUCAGCACCCACUAUGGCAACGAGGACGAGGUGUCGUCCAGCUCGGACGCAGGGGGGGCCUCCGCCGCCAAGCCCAGUCGCAGCCCCAUGAUCACCGGCUCCCCUAAGAUGCCGAGGGGUGAUCAGGGGUUAAUAAAUGGACAGAAGCCCGUUGGAAUCGGCAUUAACAAUCACACUACCUCAACACCAGACAGCUACGGACUGAAUGCUGGUGUGGGCAUAGGGGCCAGUGGGGUCAGCCACCCAGGAACGCCCGGGGUGGUGGAGCAGGUACGCACGCCGUCCAGCACCUCUGGCCAGGACGAAAUCCAUCCCCUGGAGAUUCUCCAGGCCCAGAUCCAGCUGCAGCGGCAACAGUUCAGUAUCUCCGAAGACCAGCCCCUGGCUAUGAAGAAUGGCAAAAAGAACGGCGACUGUCCCACACAGAACGGAGACAAUGAGCUGGCAAGCUGCAGCCCGGAUGCUGGGAAGGGCUCAAUGGGCACUAUUGACCUUGACACCCUCAUGGCAGAGCAGCACGCCACCUGGUACGUGCCCAGUGACAAGGCCAUGAUGGACGGGUCGGAGGACGACAAAGCCAUGGGACCCUGGGAAAAAAACAAAAGCCAAAACAACAGUAAAGAAGAAUCAGAGCACUCCCAGAGUAAGGCUGGAACUGCGGCCCCCGGGGCUGGAGGAGGUGGGAGCAGUGGGGGGAACCACCUACAGUGCCUCUCUGUCCACUGCACUGACGAGCUGGGGGACAGUAAGGGCCGAGGGGGGCCAGUCUCCUCGUGGCGCUCUCUCCACUCUGAUAUCUCAAACCGGUUUGGGACAUUUGUGGCGGCACUAACUUGA